Messenger RNA from Vigna angularis (adzuki bean), 1809 nucleotides. RefSeq names its product protein MAIN-LIKE 1-like. Bases 1 to 1809 code for a protein of 602 amino acids. The transcript is spliced from 4 exons. Gene Ontology annotation, biological process: meristem maintenance; meristem development. Lineage: Eukaryota; Viridiplantae; Streptophyta; Magnoliopsida; Fabales; Fabaceae. The record is from RefSeq and is a predicted model, not a curated record.
AUGGUUAAAACUAGAGGUGGAUAUCAUGGUGAGGCUUCAUCCUCUCGUAGUGAGCCAUCAGAUGAAAGAAGACGACCUACGGCAUCUGCUCGUAGAAGACGAGUAGAAGAAUAUCGCGUGGACGUUAUUGAUGAGCAUGAUGAUGAGGAACAAGAAGAGUUAUUACAGCAUAGACAUAGUCAGGAUGAUUACGUUGAAGAGGAGGAUAUUCAGCAGCAGCAUGACUAUAGUCAAGAAGAACAUGAAGGUGAAGGUGAAGAUGAAGAUGAAGCUGAAGAUGGUGGAUUCCCAGGAGGUCCACAUGACACCUCCUUACUUACUCACUAUACCCAGCAUGUUGCAUUUGCCAUAUGGCAAGGCCAGGAUCGAAGGGGGAUAAAGGUUGUCACCCAUGGCAAAAGAUUGAAGCAUUUUGGAAUGUAUCAUGAGGCCAUUGAGCCUUAUAUCUCCAUGUCGGGGUUGGGUUGUUUAGUGAACCUCUCAUACGAGUAUGCUGGUCAUGGAUUGAUCGUUGCCCUUUCGGAGAGGUGGCACAUAGAGACUAAUACUUUCCACCUACCGAUAGGUGAGAUGACUGUCACAUUAGAUGACGUUAUGAAUUUGCUCCACCUACCCAUCAUGGGACAAUUUUGUGAGGUUGAGAAGUUAAAGUAUGAUGAGGCUCGAUCUCAUAUCAUGGAGCUGCUUGGUGUGGACCACGCUAAAGCUUCAGCUGAGAUGAAACAGUCACGUGGUCCAAAAGUUAGGCUCAGCUGGCUACGCGAGGUCUACCAGGAGAGCAUCCAGCAGGAGCGUUGGGAGUAUGCUGCUCGGGCUUACUUGUUGCAUCUGCUUGGAUGCACAAUUUUUACGAAUAAGAGUGCGACUCUAAUUCGGGUAUCGUAUCUCCUUCUCUUGCGAGACUUGAAUGCUUGUUCGAGAUAUGCUUGGGGAGCAGCAACACUUGCACAUACAUAUGAGCAGCUAGGAGAUGUUAGCUUCUAUGAGGUCAGACAGAUAGCUGGAUAUUCCACUCUUCUACAGAGUUGGAUAUAUGAGCACUUUCCUACAAUGGGAAGGAGGCAAGUGUCUGAGAGGUACACAGAACUUGAUCCACGUGCUUCACGAUACAUAUCCCUGAGGGUGGGUUGGAGUUUGACAGAGGGCCGAACAUUUCUGGAUGCCCUCACUUAUGAUGUAGUUAUCUGGAAUCCAUACCUUUCGCUCAUACGUACAUGCCCAUUGAUUGCCAUAAUUAUGUACUCGGGAUGGAUCCGAUUAGGCGACAUGAUUCAUCGACAUCUACCUGAACGCCUGUUGCGUCAAUUUGGUUUUCACCAGAACAUACCACGGUCACCUGAUAGUCUUCCGAUGCCAGACAUUCCUACUAUUGAUCUAAAUUGGUUGCGGUAUGUAGAGUAUGCCAUUACUAGUGUCAUUGAAGCUGAUGAGCCACAUGCGUGUGUUGAUGGAUACAUAACGUGGUUUAGGCGGGUGUCGCACCCGUACAUCACUCCAGGCAACGACGAUGAACGACCUAGUCUUGCACCGCGCAUGAGGCGAUACAUUCCAGAUGAGAGGUUGGUGCCUCCAGUUCGUCGUAGACGGUCGACUGAGCUAGGAUUGUUGGGGGGUAUGAGGCGCGUGAUCAGGAUGUUGCAGGGCAUGUUAACCUGUCGAGAUGUCACAGAGGGCACUGUAGCUUAUCAACGUACUACUGAGACACUACAGGUAGCUCGUAGGUCUGUUGAGGAGUAUGAGUCUGCCACACUUCCAUCAACACAUCCACUGACUCAACCUUAUCCACUAACAUCUUGCAUUUGGCUCUAA